Molecule: messenger RNA, 925 nt
Organism: Pseudonaja textilis
Lineage: Eukaryota; Metazoa; Chordata; Lepidosauria; Squamata; Elapidae
Source: RefSeq, a predicted model, not a curated record
UAUCUGACUGCUGGGCUAGAGUGUGAAAUUAACCUAAGAAACUCUACUUUCAGAACCAUCAUGGACCCAAUGGAAAUGAGCACUGGAGGCAUGAGGCAAAGAAGAUCCCAGGAGCAGGCCAGGGGGGAAGAGGAAACACAAAUACUCAAUGGAGAAGCUGAACACCUGGAGAAAAUCACUGCCCACAUCCAAUGGAAGAGACACCUGGAGGUAAUGAAGGCAAAGGUACUAGACCAGGUACAUAAUCAGCUGAGUGAUCUCUUAGACAAGACCUUGGAAGAAGCAGCUCAUUCCAGACCCCAGCAACUGAGCAUGGUCCCAGCAAAGAAGCAAAGCAGAGAGAAGGGUCAGAUAGUGAAGAAGAAAGUCUUUGUCGCUCAACGGUCCUUGUUUGACACAUUACUGGAGGUGGAACAUUUCCGCACAAUCCAUCACAUAUUUGUGGCUGUGCUCUGUAUCUUUGUCCUCAAACAAAUCAUUGUGGAUUCCAUCGAGGAAGGACGUCUUGUUUUGGAUUUCGAGGUCUUUAUCGCUGGCUUUCGACAUCUGCCCACAGCACUCUUUGCCUGGCUCUGCAUGUUCCUCUACACCUUAUCUGUGCCCUACCAGGCCCUGCAAAUAUGGUCAGGCUGCUUGAAGAUGACCAGGUUCCCCAAUCUCUGGACGGUCACCUUGGUGGUGGUGCUGCUACUCUGCCACGCUGCAGUGCUGGGCUUCUUCCCCGUCUAUAUUAUUGUCUAUUCUAAUUUGGGAAUUGCCUCCUGUAUAAUUAUCCUCUUUGAGCAGAUCCGGUUCCUGAUGAAAAGCUAUUCAUUUCUGAGAGAAUCGAUGCCUCCUCUUCUCCAUGCCAGGGACCAAGUUGGGAAGAUAAGCCCUCCUGAAUUCUCAACCUACUUAUAUUUUCUCUUCUGCCCUACUUUGAUCU